AUGACUGCUGUAUCUCAUCCCUCAUCUCAAGCCAACUUUGUGACACCGGCGGACACACCAUCGGCCGUACACAACAGCGACACAGUAGCAACAAAGCUUGGAGACAUUCGCAUACAAGCCAAUGAAGUUGCGGACACAAAUAUACUGCCUAACGUUAACGGCAGUGUGCCCAAUGGCACGGAUACACCUCCCAGCCAGCAGACUGAGGAGCUAAAACCUGACCCAAAGUCGCGACUAGAGACUGUAGCGUCGUAUCCAGUUUCAGACUUGAAGCUUGAAGAUCGUUUGAUUGACGACUUUCGGCCCCUUCGCGUUGCCGUAAUUGGUGCCGGGUUGUCGGGAAUCCUCUCUGGGAUCCUACUACCUGAGAAAGUGCCCAACGUGAAGCUGACGAUUUUCGAAAAGAGCAAAGAAGUGGGCGGAACUUGGCUUGAAAACAUCUACCCUGGCGUGCGCUGUGACAUUCCUUCGCACGUCUAUCAGACUACCUUCUCUCCGAACUUGGAAUGGUCGCAGCAAUUCGCUGAAGGGGCUGAGAUUCUCGAGUACUGGAAGAAUCUGGCCAAAAAGUACGACGUCGCUCGCUUCUUGCGCUUGGACACGUACGUUGAGACGGCGCAAUGGGACGAUACGAGGUCCAUCUGGGCACUCACGCUGCAGGACGUGGACUCAAAGCACACAUCAGUAGAGGACUUUGACUUUGUCAUCACCGCUAUUGGCCGCUUCAACGAGUGGAAGCUGCCCGACUAUCCUGGCAUCAAAGACUACAAGGGUCACCUCCGCCACAGCUCAAAUUGGGACCCAACGUUUGAUCCCACGGGCAAGACCGUUGCUGUCAUUGGCAAUGGAGCCAGUGGCAUCCAGCUGGUGCCCGAGCUCCAGAAAACUGUGAAGCAUAUUGACCACUAUGCGCGCAACAAAACGUGGAUCGCUGCCGGUUGGGGCGGCCAGGAACGCCAGUUUGGGCCAGAAUAUAUUUCCGAGGAGCAGAUCAAGUCCUUUGAAGACCCGGCAACGUAUCUCAAUUUUCGCAAAGGUGCUGAGGACCGGUACUGGAGAGGUGCCAAUGCCAUGGAAGCUGGCACCAAGGAGAAUGCCAACUACAGAGAGAGGUUCACCGACAUCAUGAAGCGGCGGUUAGAGAAGAAGCCAGGCUUAGCGGAGAAGAUGAUACCGGAUUUCUCGCCCCAUUGCAGGAGAUUGACCCCAGGCCCGGGAUAUCUGGAGGCGCUCACGGAGGACAACCUCGAGUACAUACAGACCCCGAUUUCCAAAUUCACCUCCACCGGAAUCGAGACUGUGGACGGCAUCCAUCGCGAGGUAGAUGCCAUCUUCUGCGCAACGGGCCACAACAUCAACUUCGCUCCCCCUUUCUCCAUCCGUGCCCGUGGAGUGGACCUCAAGACAGCCUGGAAGCACGACGGGGAGAUUGGAUUCCCAAAGACGUACCUGGGAAUGGCAAGCGCCGGAUUCCCCAACCUGCUCUUCAUCGGUACCGUACACACAAACGGCAUUGCCGGCACCUUUGUGCACAGCAUCGAGAGCCAAAUCACCCACUACGCCAAGAUCCUGCGCAAGGUGUCCAGUGAGGGCAUCAAGACCAUCACGCCCUCUGAACGGGCCGUGGAUGACUUCAUAUCCUAUGCCGACGCCUACUUCCCCACGACUGUCAUGACCGGCAACUGCAGCUCCUGGGCCAACGGUGGACGGCCCGGCUCUCGGAUACAUGGCGCGUGGCCGGGGAGUGCCUCGCAUUUGGCAUUUAUUCGUCGAAACCCUCGUUGGGAGGACUAUGAGUACCAGUACAUCUCGGGCAGCGGGAACAGGUUCGCCUACUUUGGAAAUGGGCGGACUAUUAGGGAGGCAGACCCUGACUUCAACAUCACCUCCUAUUUAAAGACCAAUCCGGCCGAUACUGACCUUCGCGAUAUCCAUGAGAGUUGGCAUAGUUGGCCGUAG
Clonostachys byssicola is the source of this 1959-nucleotide messenger RNA. Lineage: Eukaryota; Fungi; Ascomycota; Sordariomycetes; Hypocreales; Bionectriaceae. The record is from the annotation of a GenBank genome assembly.